This is a messenger RNA of Verruconis gallopava, 1397 nucleotides long. RefSeq lists its product as uncharacterized. The transcript has a single exon. The coding region runs from base 356 to 1291 and encodes 311 amino acids. Lineage: Eukaryota; Fungi; Ascomycota; Dothideomycetes; Venturiales; Sympoventuriaceae. The record is from RefSeq and is a predicted model, not a curated record.
GACUUUUCUCUCUCUCCAGCCCCGGCUGAUUUUGCACGCCAGAAAUACCCGUUCGUGCCUCGCUCUCUGCCAGGCAUCCUGGAAAUCGCUCCCCUCCCCGCCGCGCGCUCGCCUGCACUCUAGUUAGGUCUCGCUUCUGCAUGCUGUGGUUUUGCGCUGCGCUACUAAGCUCGCAGCUCUGCGCUGACCGGAGGUUUAGUACGACGACAUCGAAACAGUCGCGUUCUCACAUCCUGACGCACAUAAUGUACGUCUCACUGUAUCGUUUGAAAAUGGCCUUGCGGACAACCAGCGACAAGUUCUCGUUGGGAUUGUUGGUUUGUCGAGUCAUUGCAUGACUCUUUAGCUGUUCUGGAUGUCGGAAAUAGUAUUCCGAUCACGUUUUGACAAUGGACGACGUAAAGCGUUCGAGCGCUCCCCCAAAGUCAGCUUGACUUCCCCAGAUUUUUAUUUUUCCCACUGCUUCGGAGUUUGCAGAAAGAAGACAUCUAUGGGACCGCCGGGAAUCAUCUGGGUGGCUUCGCGGGUCACGCAGCCUGACAAGCUGUCCGAAGAACGCUUUUGCGAGUGGUACGAGGGCCAGCACAUCGACGAGGUCACAGCCUUGUCGGGCGUGCCUGCAGCGGCACGCUAUGAGGCGGUUCCCAUGUCGGAGCUGGCUGGACCUCCAACCGCAGAGACGAUCAAGGCCGCGGAGCAGAGACCGGACUAUCUGAUGGGCGGGAAAUGGCUUACGAUCUACGAGAUGAAGGACGUCGACUUCAGACACACGGCCGAGUUCAAAAGCCUCGACGGCCAAAGCAAGCCGAAGGGCAACCUGUUGGACGAAAUCUUCACCAAGGCGCAUUUCGAGACCAGGUUUGGGGCGUUGCUGUCCAACGACGACAAGGGGAUAAAGAAAGGCCCGGGGAAGCUGAUCAUCUCCGCCACCAUGACGCCGGGAAGCAGGGCGAGCGCCGAGGACAUUGAACAGUUCUACGAGCGGGAGCACGUGGCGGAAAUCGCAAAGUGCCCCGGCUACGUCAGAACGCGGAGGUUCAGGUGGGUGGACACGACCGUGCUGAAGGAGUUUGAGCGCCUGCCUGCGGACCCGAUCGAGCCCGGCAACAGCGUGGUGGCUUUGCACGAGUUCGAGGGGCCCUACUUCCCCAUGGAAGGGCUGCUCAAAGCCGACGAGACGCCGUGGACGGCCCGCGUGCUGGAAAGCCUGAAGAAGAACGGCAUCGAAGCUGGGUUCUACAGGUUGAAAAGGGUGUACGGGGAGUGGUUACCCGGCUCGUCGAAGCUAUAGGACUUUGCUCCAAUAAUCAAAAAAAAAGCCAAAGCCAUUCUGUGCGCAUAAACGUGCGGAAAAGAAAUAAAUAAAUAUAAACAUAUAUAUAUAUAUAUAUAUACCC